AUGGUUUCCCUUAGGACUUUGUUCCUGGCUGUGUAUGCCUCGAACCGCGUUAUAAGGACCUUGUUUCUGCCAUUAUGGUACACCACGCUCUUCAGUCCGGUCGCACUAGCUAUCGCUUGGUACUUUGAGUUCGAUCAAACUGUCCUACAAUUCAUUCCGGAAAACUUCUCUUGGUUCGAUCUCUUACCUCAAUUCGCAGUCUCGGCCGUGUUUGUGCUAUUACCAACCAGACUCCUUUCCAGCUCAUCAAAAGUCAUUACUACGCAAAAUGGGGCGAGACGGGUACAAUCGCUUCCAUACUGGAUCCCGGGGUUACAACACUUCUGGAGUAUUGCCCUCGGGGGACAGGAGUGGUUGAAUGGUAUCCGCGAAUCUUCGAUAACAAGUAUAAUUGCAUACAAUGCAGCUGGAACCAAGCACAGUGUCCUUCUCUCGGAAUCACUAAUUCGCCAACUAUACGACAACUGGCAUAAUUUGGAGGUGCCAGACAACAACCAAACCGCCCUUCUCCGAAAUGCAUUCAACUUGCCAAAAGAAAUGGAAAGCCACUACAUUGAACUUCGCCAGGAAAUUGACCAAGCCGUCCAAACAGAACUUCACACGGGAGCGACAAGGGAGAACCUGAUCAGACUAUCGCUGAACAUUUUGUCUGACUCGCUCCCCGACCUGACUACUUUUAACUCAUCUAUUGUCGACCAAAUGCCAUGGGAGCGCGUAUCGAAUGUAGACCUCACAGAUGGCACGUCAGAAGCAGAAUGCGAUUUGUUCAUAUUGCUCAACGAGUUUUGCUGCAACGCCAUUCUACCACCGAUCCUGGGGGCUCAAUUUACCGAAUCGUAUCAACUGCUUGCCACCAAUCUGGCUACCUUCAACGAACGCUAUUGGGCUCUCGCUCUCGCAUUACCGCGACUAUCCCCCAUCCAAGGUUUACCAGGAGCUGCUCUUGCAAAAAAGAAUCUUUUGAACACAUUUGCCAAAAUGUUCAAAGAUUUGACUAACCCGCCUACGAAGAGGGUCCCAGAUGACGACGAGAGCGUGAGCGGCGAGGAGGAUACGGACGCCGAUACAAUAACGCCUCUGAUGAAACUCAACGAAAUCUUCACCAAGCACGACUUGCCUAUGCGGUUACGCGCUUCGAUCGCACUUCACCUUGUACAUAACAUAGUAUCAGACGUUGUGCCUCUAGUGUUUUGGGUGCUUCUACAUAUCUACUCAGCUUCACAAGAACAAGAUGUAAAGUCCUCGGAGCCUACGCCAAUGCAAAGGAUUCGAUCAGAGAGCAAGUCUUUAGCACAAGCUGUACAACCCCCGUCAAUACAUCCAUCUUUCCCGGCACCUCCUGAGAUACGCUUUGGUCCAUCAGCUCAAACGCUUAUCGCAAAUACCUUGCCUUAUCUCCGAUCAUGCAUUAAUGAGGCUCGACGUCUAUACAGCUGCUCCGUGGACACGUACAAAAUCAAGGAGCCUUUUGUUUUGAAGGAGGAGGAUAUUGCACAAAAAGGACAGGAGGAGAAGUGGGACCUCGAAGCUGGCUCAUGCAUCGAUGUAGGGCUUUCUCGAUGCAUUAUCAAUUCCUCGCCAGCAGUCCACACUUCCCCAGAAACAUUCAAACCUGAUCGCUUUAUUGACACGCCAUCUCCGACAGCCAUUAUCGUUCCCUCUGACGAGGCUGAAGCCUACAAAUCUGCCCUCCUUGUCUCCAUUAUAGCAGGCAUAGUUCAAUUAUGGGAUAUUGUGCCAGCACCAAAGAAGAGCUUCUUCGAGCAUAUUCAAGAAGCAGGAAACGAAGCAUCCAUCGGUGCAGCAGCGCUUACCGGAGAGCAAAAGGCUGCCAGAGAAGAGUCAAACAGGAAGAAGCAGGAUGGAAAGAAAAAAGACGCAAAGUGGAUAUUUCCAAAGGCCGUGGAAGGUGCCGAUGUAAGGGUUCCAAAGGGUGAUAUUAGGGUUAGAUUCAGAAGGCGCGAGGGUUUACCUGCGAGUAAGAUUGUAAGGAGGAUUGGCUAG
Messenger RNA from Pyrenophora tritici-repentis Pt-1C-BFP, 2004 nucleotides. The record is from RefSeq and is a predicted model, not a curated record. NCBI's taxonomy places the organism in Eukaryota, Fungi, Ascomycota, Dothideomycetes, Pleosporales, Pleosporaceae.